This is a messenger RNA of Penaeus vannamei (Pacific white shrimp), 559 nucleotides long. RefSeq lists its product as uncharacterized. Lineage: Eukaryota; Metazoa; Arthropoda; Malacostraca; Decapoda; Penaeidae. The record is from RefSeq and is a predicted model, not a curated record.
GAAUAACAAGAUACAAGAAAAAAUAAAAUAAGAUAGAAUAAAAAUAGAUAAAUAAAUAAACAAAAUGUGGUCAGACAACUCCCACGGCCAGAGCUUCGUGCAAGGGCAACAAGCCUUCAUUGCAGGAAAGGCCUUCACUCACGGCAAGAACUUUCAACACUCGCCCGCCCUGGAUCGCCUCUGUUUACACUCGAGGCUGGGUUGCGUCCUGGCAGGGGGGUUCCAUGGCAAGACAGAAGCAGGGUUCCUCGCGCAGGUGCAGGAGGCAGCCAGCGUCCCCUCUGCAAGUGAAGUGUCGGCGGAAGCUGCUGUGUUUGUGGCGGUGAUCGUCGUCUUCUACGCCGCCAUCAUCGUCAUCCUCCUGGGCACCAACAUGCGGCGUCCCAGGUCGUCCUCGUCGUCGUCCGCGCGCCAACGACGAUCCAGGUCGCGCUCGAGGUCCCGCCACAGACACCAGCUCGUCCUCGACCCCAAGGACGGCUCCGUGACCACCCAGCACGCGCCCAAGAAGAAGAAGGAGCCGCCGACCUCAUCGCUGCAGGGGGCGGAGAAUGUGUAA